This is a messenger RNA of Triticum turgidum subsp. durum (durum wheat), 1203 nucleotides long. Lineage: Eukaryota; Viridiplantae; Streptophyta; Magnoliopsida; Poales; Poaceae. The record is from the annotation of a GenBank genome assembly.
AUGGCGGAGGCGUCGGGCGACGGGAGCAUGCAAGACAGGAUCAGCGCCCUCCCGGACGAGCUCCUCAUCCAUGUUCUCUCCCAUCUGCGCUCACGCGAAGCUGUGCAGACAUGCGUGCUGGCACGGCGCUGGCGGGACCUCUGGCAGUGGGUGCCCUGCAUCGACGUGUCUUUCAAGGAAUUCGCAGACGUGCCGUAUGAAGAUGAUGAUGAAGACGACUUUGAGUUCAAGAAGUUCGUCAACCGUUUGCUGAUGCUCCGUAGACCCGUUGACCUGGAGGCGUUCCGGCUCGAGUACAGGUUGCCGACCGACACCGAGUACCCUGAAGAUGACUCCGCCGAUGCCAACCUAUGGAUCGCCCAUGCGUUACAGUACAAGGCUCAGGCUGUCAAGGUUGUAGAUUACAACGAUCGUUUGCAUGUCGCUCCUGCGGUAUUCACUUCAGCGUACUUGAAAAGACUGCACAUCUGCCAUGCUUUUCUGCUCCAAGGUUUCUUUAAGCACCUCGACAUGGGCUGCCCAGUAUUGGAGGAUCUAUUCGUAUCGAAUACCAGCAUUCAGCACCGUGAUAUUUUCUCCAAUACACUGAAGUAUUUGACCCUCACUGAUGACAUUAUCCACGGACCUGAGCAUGAUCACCAGCCUUCUAUUUCUGCUCCAAAGCUCAUUUCUCUGUCUGUCGACGGGAGUCCUUCUGGGCCCAGGCUACCUAUACUAAAGAACAUGACAUCUCUAGAGACGGCGUCAAUCGUACUUGUACGGGGGUUAAUCAGUAAUUGUAAUGCUGAUGAUAUCAAGCAGUUUCUUGGAGAGCUCUCUCAUGUUAGAAGUUUGGACCUCUGUUAUGGCGUCGAAAAGGUGGAGAUUGAAAAGAAUUACAGAUGGUGCCCAACAUUUCGUAAUCUUACAGACCUGACGCUUCAUAGUUGGUGUGUGCAUGGGGAUUUCUAUGCACUGAUAGUCUUCCUUCAGAACUCACCUAGUCUUAAGAAGCUAACUCUUGAACUAAACGAGCAUUGGUAUGAAAAUGGGGUUAUACGUGCAAUCACUGGCGAGCUGGAGGAUAGAUCAUUUACAUGUGAGCAGCUUGAGAUUGUUGAAAUCAUAUGCUCGGAGGGAAAUGAGCUGCUACCUUGGGUGAAUCAGUUCUUGCUUGAUAGUGGCAUAAGGCCUGAUCAGAUGCGUGUCAUUUAUGAGGACUAA